AUGCAGAAGGGCAUGAGGCUCAACGAUGGCCAUGUCACCUAUCUGGCGCUGUUGGCCAGGAAAGACGGCACCAGGCGCGGGUGCCUAAGCAAAAAGAGCUCGGACAACACCAAAUGGCACCCCAAGUGGUUCUGCCUGCUGCAGAACAUGCUCUUCUACUUCGAGAACGACUCCAGCUCGCGCCCCUCCGGACUCUACCUGCUGGAGGGAUGCGUGUGCGACAGGGCGCCCUCACCCAAGCCGCCCCCCUCCGCUAAGGAAUGUCUGCAGAGACUUUAUUAUUUUACAAUCACAUUCAAUCAUGACAACCAGAAGGCUUUGGAGCUGCGCACAGAAGACGUCAAGGACUGUGACGAGUGGGUCGCCGCCAUCACGCAGGCUAGUUACAGGAACCUAGCUACAGAGCAUGAGAGCCUCAUGCAGAAGUAUCUGCACCUUCUACAAAUAGUGGAGACGGAGAAAACGGUUGCCAAGCAACUUCGACAACAGAUAGAGGAUGGGGAAAUCGAGAUAGAGCGGCUAAAAUCUGAGAUUGCUUCUCUGCUGAAGGACAACGAGAAGAUCCAGUCCAAUCCGGAGGUACCGCCAAGUGAUGACGACACUGAGAUCCAGAAGAUAAAAAAGGUCCAGAGUUUCCUGCGAGGUUGGAUUUGCCGCAGGAAGUGGAAAACCAUCAUCCAGGACUACAUUCGCUCACCCCACGCGGAGAGCAUGAGGAAGAGGAACCAGGUUGUGUUUAGCAUGCUGGAGGCUGAGGCCGAAUACGUCCAGCAACUGCAUAUCCUGGUCAACAACUUCCUGCGGCCGCUACGCAUGGCUGCGAGCUCCAAGAAGCCGCCCAUCACCCAUGAUGACGUCAGCAGCAUCUUCCUCAACAGCGAGACCAUCAUGUUCCUCCAUCAGAUCUUCUACCAAGGUCUGAAGGCAAGGAUAGCUAGCUGGCCUACACUGGUGCUGGCGGACCUCUUUGACAUUUUGCUGCCCAUGUUAAACAUCUACCAAGAGUUUGUACGGAACCACCAGUACAGCCUGCAGAUCUUGGCCCACUGCAAGCAGAACCGGGACUUUGACAAGCUGCUGAAGCAGUACGAGACCAACCCAGACUGCGAGGAAAGAACUCUGGAGACCUUCCUAACUUACCCCAUGUUUCAGAUCCCUCGUUAUAUCCUAACCCUCCAUGAAUUGCUGGCUCACACUCCUCAUGAGCAUGUGGAGAGAAAUAGCUUGGACUAUGCCAAAUCCAAACUGGAGGAACUUUCGAGAAUAAUGCACGACGAGGUGAGCGAAACCGAGAACAUUCGAAAGAAUCUGGCAAUUGAGCGAAUGAUUGUGGAGGGCUGCGAAGUACUGCUGGACACCAGCCAGACCUUUGUCAGACAAGGUUCUCUGAUCCAAGUGCCCAUGAGCGAGAAAGGCAAAAUCACCAGGGGCCGCAUGGGCUCUUUAUCUCUGAAGAAGGAAGGCGAGAGACAGUGCUUCCUCUUUUCCAAACAUCUCAUCAUCUGCACUCGAGGCUCAGGAGGGAAACUGCACGUCACCAAGAAUGGUGUGGUAUCCCUCAUUGACUGCACACUGAUGGAGGAUCCUGAGGGCACUGAUGAUGAGUUCAAAGGAGAGCGGAAUGGCCAGGACACGGAGCACCUGGACUUUAAAGUCAUAGUGGAGCCCAAAGAUGGGCAGCCUUACACUGUCAUCCUGGUGGCCUCAUCACGACAAGAGAAGUCGGCGUGGACCAGUGACAUCAGCCAGUGCAUCGACAACAUCCGCUGCAAUGGUCUGAUGAUGAACGCUUUUGAGGAAAACAGUAAAGUCUCCGUGCCACAGAUGAUUAAGUCCGACACCAGUUUGUACUGCGACGACGUGGACAUCCGCUUCAGCAAGAUGAUGAACUCGUGCAAGGUGCUGCAGAUCCGCUACGCCAGCGUGGAGCGCUUGCUGGAGAGGCUGACCGACCUGCGCUUCCUCUCCAUCGACUUCCUCAACACCUUCCUUCACUCUUACCGCGUUUUCACCAGCGCAGACGUCAUGCUGGACAAGCUCAUUACCAUCUACAAGAAGCCUAUCAGUGCCAUCCCCGCACGUGCUUUGGAGCUCUUCUUCGCCAGCAGCCAGAGUAACAAACUUCUGUACGGCGAGUCACCCACAUCGCCACGUGGCAGUCGCAAAUUCUCAUCCCCCCCGCCGCUCACCAUCAACAAGACGUCGUCACCCAAUCGCCGCCGCAAGCUCUCGCUCAACAUUCCCAUUAUCACAGGAGGCAAAGCGCUGGACCUGGCCGCGCUCAAUUGCUCCCCAAACAGCAUGCACGCCGCCAUGUCUCCCUUCGGUAAGACCGCCCUGGACAUCAACAAGCUGUUUGUGACCAGCACCCUGGCAAGCAAGAUCUCCGACGAGGGGGAAACCAAGGCUGAGAGCAAAGCCGAUGAGCCUGCCCCCAACAAGCAAGAUCUGUCAGUGAGAGAGGAAUGUGACAAAGAACCAUGUCAGAGUGACGAGACUGAAGCGGAGAUGUCUCCUCCCAAGUCCCCGUCGACACCCAAAAACGUCAAAUCAAAAAACGAGUUUACGCUGUUCUCCUUCAACAACAGCAUGGUGGUGUCCUCUUGCCGGGAGCUGGAGAAUAACCGCAGCGCUCUUUCGGCGGCCUCGGCCUUCGCUAUCGCCACAGCUGGUGCCAACGAGGGCACGCCAACGAAGGAGAAGUACCGCCGCAUGUCCCUUGCUGCCACAGGCUUUCCUACAGACCAGAGGAACGGAGACAAAGAGUUUGUCAUCAGAAGAGCAGCUACAAACCGAGUUCUGAACGUGCUGCGUCACUGGGUUUCCAAACACGCCCAGGACUUUGAGCUGAACUCUGAGCUGAAGACAAGGGUAAUUGGCUUUCUUGAGGAGGUGAUGCAUGACCCAGAACUGCUGACACAGGAAAGGAAGGCUGCUGCUAACAUUAUUAGGACUCUAACACAGGAGGACCCCGGAGACAACCAGGUCACUAUGGAAGAAAUUAUUCAAACGGCGAUGGAGGAGUGCAAGAGUGAGCCGUUUGAGAACCACUCUGCCCUGGAGAUCGCCGAGCAGCUCACUCUGCUUGAUCACUUGGUCUUUAAGGUCAUCCCGUACGAGGAGUUCUUCGGUCAAGGCUGGAUGAAGAACGACAAGAACGAGAGAACUCCUUUCAUCAUGAAAACAACCAAGCACUUCAACGAGAUCAGCGACAGGAUUGCCACCGAAAUCCUGCAGUGGGACGACGUCAACAUGCGGGUGGCGGCCAUCGAGAAGUGGGUGGCGGCGGCGGACAUUUGUCGCUGCCUGCACAACUACAACGCCGUGCUGGAGAUCACGUCUUCGCUCAACCGCAGUGCCAUCUUCCGCCUCAAGAGGACCUGGCUCAAAGUCUCCAAGCAGACUAAGACAGUAAUUGACAAGUUACAGAAGUUGGUGUCAUCUGAGGGCCGCUUCAAAAACCUGAGGGAGGCGCUCAAGAACUGCGACCCACCUUGUGUUCCCUACCUGGGCAUGUACCUGACUGACUUGGCCUUCAUUGAGGAAGGCACACCCAACUACACUGAGGACAACCUGGUCAACUUUUCCAAGAUGAGAAUGAUAUCUCACAUCAUCAGAGAAAUAAGGCAGUUCCAGCAGACGGCCUACAAGAUCGAUUACCAACCAAAGGUGGCAAAGUACUUGGUGGACAGCAGCUCGGUGCUGGGCGAGGAACGUCUUUACGAGACGUCCUUGAGAAUCGAACCCAAAACAUCAUAGUGAAGAGGCUGGCUCAACUUUCAUAGCAAGUGUACAGGAUCGUAUUGAAAUGUACAUACGUACUAUAUGCUACUAUUUGUAUUUGAGGCAGUGCCCCUCUAGUAUGCUCUCCUCAAUCAAUGUCUAAUAUAGAGGCUAAGUAGAUGAUCAGAGGUUUUAUUCAUAUAGUUGACAGAGUAUAUGUUAUUUAUGGUCUUAUGUACUGUAUACGUUGAUUUUUAUUUUAACAGCGGGGGGGUGAUAAUUCACACAUCUUGGGUUUGGUUUACACUGCAGGUCCAAGUGGAAAAUUCCCAUUUAAUUUCUAGAGUAAAUCUUUUUUUUUUUUUACUCACUAUUUCCAAGUAAAUCCCAUGUGCCCAAAUUGUAAGUAAAUAUUUAAAAAAAAAAAAAAAAAGUAAAUACUUGGCAAUGACAAAACAGAUGUAAACAAUUAUACAUGAAUAAUACAAAUAUCCAACAUUGCAUAAAGUUUAGCUGGCCAGGGCCGGUUCUGAUUUUUCCCCUCAUUUAUUUAAAUGAGGGUGACUUUCACAUUCCUCUAUUGACCACCAUUGGGAAUUAUUUAUCUCUAAUGUAGCAUAUUUAGAUUUUAUAUAUCUAUGCAUUCUCUGUGGUUUAACUGUUUAAAACACAUUUUUGCAUGGUUCAACUAGAUGCGGUUGAACCACGCAAACUUAAACAAUUGGCGGAUAUCAAUACCAUGAAGCUCGCAUUGACCGGGUAUAUUCGUCAGUCGCCUUUAUAUCCAAGAAUGAAAGUUUUGCCUUAAAAUUACUGCUGCCUUUUUCAUGAGGUGUUUUUAAAGAGAUCAUCAAAUCAAAAAAACAGAAUUGAUAAUGCCGUAAACCUUUAUUACAUUUAGAACAGAAAAGGCUAAGUUGAUUAGAUCUAAUUUUCCCAAAUAGUUAGAUAUGACCACCACCUAAUUUUUUUAACAAACACUAACUAACCACUAAAUGAGGAAAUACAUAUCAGACAUAUUGUUUGCUUGAACCAAAUGAAAUGGCGAGAUGUUUCAUGUAGCCACUGAAUAAUACUUUUUGGGUUUUACCUGUGGAAAAACACGCUUUGGCUUUUGCUUCUUCUCCCUUGGGACGUAACGCAAUUUAUGUAGCAAGUUUACUUCCGAGUGUUUCAUGAUAGAUGAACCUCUUAGGCUAGUGUUACAUAUAGUUUCAAGCCUUAAUUAUGAAAACAGAUGAUAUAAUAUUAUAGACCACAAAUGUAUGUCAGCUAUUUUGUUAAGCUAUUUUGCCAUUGAAGCUGAUGUACAUGUUUUUCUUGUGUACAGCAUAUUGUAAUGAUGAUUCCUCUGCGUAUGAUAUUUAAGUGUACCACAUCCUGUCUAUUGCCAUGUAUUAGCAGGAUCUAUACAGCAGUAAAAUUGUGUUUAUUCUUGGGAUAUUUCUAUAUGUAUUUUUACAGGCUUUGUACAGAUGAGCGCCUGAAGCUUAAGUGGCACGCAUGUACCACUUUUUCACAUGUUGAAAAUCUCGAUCUAGCUGUAGUCGCCCUCCCAAAUUGGCACACGAGAUAUUUGCAUAUAUGCAGCGCUAUGAUGACCAAUUGUGUGGCAACAGCUUGAGUCAGUAUUUGCAUAUUUGUUUUGUUUGUUUUUUGGCAAAUGAAAAAAAAAAAAUCUUUCCUGGUUACCUCUUGUUAAUAAAUCUCUUUUUU
This is a messenger RNA of Syngnathus typhle (broad-nosed pipefish), 5439 nucleotides long. RefSeq names its product ras-specific guanine nucleotide-releasing factor 1-like. Gene Ontology annotation, molecular function: protein binding; guanyl-nucleotide exchange factor activity. Lineage: Eukaryota; Metazoa; Chordata; Actinopteri; Syngnathiformes; Syngnathidae. Gene Ontology annotation, cellular component: plasma membrane. The transcript has 28 exons. The record is from RefSeq and is a predicted model, not a curated record. Gene Ontology annotation, biological process: Ras protein signal transduction; positive regulation of GTPase activity. Bases 1 to 3759 code for a protein of 1252 amino acids.